Messenger RNA from Adineta steineri, 4695 nucleotides. NCBI's taxonomy places the organism in Eukaryota, Metazoa, Rotifera, Eurotatoria, Adinetida, Adinetidae. The record is from the annotation of a GenBank genome assembly.
AUGCAAUGGCAAUUGUUUUAUUUUCUUAUCCUAUUACCGAUAACAAUAACUAAAUCGGAUGCAUCACUUAUUUACAACACAAAUGAUAAUUCAAAAACAAUUUUCGAUUGUUUCUAUGCUUAUAUAGUUGAUGAUCGUGAUCCAGAUGAUAGACUUUUGUUUCGAACAAAUUAUUUAACACCUUAUUGUCGACGUCCAUCAUCAACUGAUUCUAUUAACAAAGUGCAAGGAUAUAUAGAAAAUACAGACACAUUUAAAAAUUUACGUUUACAAGGAAUUACGAGUGAAGAUCUUCUUCAAUGGUCAACAUCAAUUGAUAUAAUUGAACAAUAUUCGAUAUAUCUCAUUAAAAAUAAGACCGGAUUCGAUGAAUUUAUUUUUAAUAAUUGUUCAUCAUUAUGGUUUGGGUCGAAUUGUGAAUAUACAUUUAAUUUUAGUAUGCCUAUCGAAUCGUUUGGGGAUUUCGUAAAUUCUUCAUUUAAAGCUCGUAAACAAUAUGAAGGAAAAAUUUUGAUCCAUACUUGUUAUCCUCAUUUAUCUGGAUGUUAUCGUGGUCCUAAACCGAUGUGUUUAGACUGGCGUGAAAUAUGUGAUAGAAAAAUUGAUUGUAUUGGAGAUAAAUUUGGUAUCGAUGAAGAAUAUUGUAAUGAACUUGAAAUAAAUGAAUGUAAAGAAGACGAAUAUCGAUGUCAUAACGGAGCACAAUGUAUUCCACUCGAAUUCUUUCGUGAUGGUCAAACAAGUAAAGACUGCUUGGAUGGAACAGAUGAAGCUGAAGUUUUUCGUCAGGAGGGACUUUGGAAUCACGAUACUGAGCAAUUUUCUAAAUGCAUCGAUUCAAUAUUAUUCGCUUGCGAAGAGAGAACAUGUCGUCAACCACAUGCAUUUUCAUGUGGCGAUGGAAGUUGUUCGCCGAUUUAUCCUUAUUUAAAUCUUGUUGGUAAUACGCCAGGUGAAUGUAAAAGUACAGGCCGUACUUCCUACUACAGACAAAUAAUUUAUAAAUCAGCCAAACAAUAUAUGAAUGAUUGUUAUCUUUUAUUAUUUUGUAAACUCGGUUUUUAUGACAUUUUCAAAAAUGAUACAUACAAUAUAACAGACUGUUCAAGUGGAAAUUUAUCAUCAAAAAAUUGUACAUUAAAAUAUAUUCCAUUUCCUCUUGAACCUAUCUUCAAUGGUUAUUUCCAACCUCUUUAUUCAAAACAACUUUUGAUCAAAAGUGACAAUGGUGAUGGAUGGCCAUCAUACAUCUGUAAUAACCCACGAUUAUGCUUACAUUUACCAAAUGCAACAGAUCGUAUAAAUGGUUUAGAUUGUCGUUCAGCUCCUACAUAUAUAUAUCCCAAUCUAGGUUUGUCAUAUCGUUUGACAGAAGAUGCUAAGAUUUGUGCAUUAAUGGGUAAUAUUAAUAAAUAUGAAUCAAAUUCAUCUUUAUUUUAUUGUGAAAAAUCUCAUAAAUAUAUAUCAAAACAUCGUCUCAUUGAUGGAAUUCGAGAUUGUUAUCAUAAUGAAGAUGAAAGUUAUAAUGCUAGUUGUUCAUUAAAUGAUACUCAACGUUUUAAUUGUACAUCAGAAACAAAAUGUUUAUCACCUAUAAGUAUUGGUUACGAUCUACCUCGAUGCAAAAAUAAAGAAGAUGAAGAAAUUGACAAGUCAGAAACAUUUGUAUAUAUAAGUCUUUGCAAUCAUAUAUAUAAUUAUCCAGAAUUACUACGAGAAGAUAAUGAAACUGAUGAAACCAAUUGUAAAUGGUGGCCUUGUCAUACUCCGUAUACUCGAUGUGAUAAUGUUUUCCACUGUGCUAAUGGUAUCGAUGAACUGAAUUGUCCUAAUGUGAAUUGUAAUAUUGAUGAAUUUAAAUGUCAAAUUAUUAAUUCUCCUAAUAAUUAUUAUUGUAUUCCACAACAAUAUAUUUACGAAAAACCAGUCGAUUGUAUUAAUCAUGAUUUUAGGGAUAAUCUAUAUCGAAAUAUAUUUUAUUCGAAUAAUUUAACUUUUAAUAUUAAUCAAGAAUAUAUAUCAUGGAAAGAAAAGACUUGUUUAACUAAAAAUGAUAUUUGUGGUAAUUCAUCAACUAAUGAUCAACAACUAAUAUGUAAUAUUACUGAAAAAGAAAAUAUUCGUGUUAAGUCUCCAUUCUCAAUAGAUUUGUAUAAUAAUGGAACAUUAUGUUACAUGAUAGAUCAGGUUAAUUUCUAUGAACGUGAUCCUUAUUAUUUUUCUACAUGGAAUUUGGGAUAUUUUCCACCAAUAAUAAAUCAGAUAUCAUUAUCGUCUCAACAAUCUAUCAAUAUUAAGCCAAAAACAUCUCUCAAAAUACAUACUAGUAUUGAAUUAAUUGAAUAUUGUAAUCGUGGAAUUGUUAUAUUCGAAGGUAAAUCAUUUGAAAAGAAAUGUUUAUGUCCACCUAAUUAUUACGGUGAUCGAUGUCAAUGGCAAAAUCAACGCAUUAGUUUAACACUUCAAAUACGUCCAUUAGGUUCAUAUGAGAAUAAACAAUCUAUUUAUGAAAUAUUCAUUUAUUUAAUUGAUGAUGAAAAUGGAAUAAUACAUAAUUAUGAACAAAUAAAUUAUAUUUCAUCGCUAGAUUGUAAUACAAAAUACAAUCGUUAUUUACUUUAUCCUGAUCAACCAAAAAAUGUCAAUCAUACAUAUUCGAUACGUAUUGAUAUUUAUGAAAAGUCAACAUUAUUAAAUUAUUAUGGAAGUUGGAAUUUAUUUAUUCCAUUUCUAUUUUUACCAGUUAAUCGCAUAUCAACACAACUUCGUAUUCCAUCAGAAAAAUCUGAAGAAUUAACAAAUUGUUCAAUUCAAUGUGGAACAAAUGGGAAAUGUUUUAAAUAUAUUAAUUCAACAAAAGAAUUUUGUCUUUGUGAUCAAGGUUAUUCAGGUCGUUAUUGUAAUAUAAUGUAUCAACAUUCUUGUUCAUCUGGUUCCACUGCUUUAAAUUCAUCAAUUUGUUUAUGUCCAUUAAAUAAAUUUGGUUCAAAAUGUUAUUUGCAACAUACAUAUUGUCAACCGAAUAAUAAUCCAUGUAAAAAUCAUGGUCUAUGUAUACCGAUGGAUGAUCGAAUAAAAAAAAAUGAUUAUAUUUGUUUAUGUACUGAAGGUUAUAUGGGACCUCAAUGUGAAUAUCAAUCAAAUGAAAUUGAUAUUACUUUCAAAAUAAAUCCUAUACCAACAUUAGUCUUUGGUCAUUUUAUAACUGCAUUCAGUGAUAAAGACCACGAACGAACAACGUCUUUUAAAAAAAUUCCAUUUGAUCGAGAUUCAAUUGUAUUGUAUCAUACAACUCCAUUUAAUUUAUUAUUUAUUGAAUUUGAAAAAAAUUAUUAUCUUACUGUGAUAAGAGAAAAACCAAUUCGAUCUGAAAACAUUUCUACUAAUAUAAAUCAAGAUUAUAAAUGUGAAAAUAUAAGUAAAUUUUUAAAUUCAACAAUACUUAAUUAUAAAACUCUUCGUCGAUUAAAAUAUUAUCAAUUACCAUGUAUAGAAAAUCUCAAAUUAAAAUGCUUUUAUGAUGAUACAUAUAUGUGUGUUUGUGAUAAAAAUCGAUAUUCGAAUUGUUUUGAAUUUGAUCUUAAUAUGUCUUAUGAUUGUCAAGGUAAUAAUUAUUGUGGAAAACAUAGCGAAUGUUUUCAAGAUAAUAUAACUUGUCCAUUAAUGUUAGUAUGUAAAUGUGAUAAAUGUUAUUAUGGAAGUAAAUGUGAAUUAACAACAAAAGGUUUUAGUACAUCACUUGAUGUUAUAUUUGGAUAUCAUAUUAAACCAUUUACUUCAUUUACAAAACAAUCCACAGCAGUAAAAAUAACAGCAUCAAUAACAAUUUUAAUGUUAAUAUUUAGUAUUAUUAAUGGGGUAUUAUCUAUAUUAACGUUUAAAAGUGAAUCUUUACUUAAAGUAGGUUGUGGGAUUUAUUUAUUAACAAAUUCAAUUGUAUCGAUAUUAACAAUAACUGUAUUUACAAUAAAAUAUUUUCAACUGAUUAUAUUUCAAAUGAAAUCUAUAACAAAUGCAUCAUUUAUUAGUUUUAGUUGUAUAUUAACUGAUGUCUUAUUAAAAAUUCUACUUAGUUUUGGCGAUUGGUUAUAUGCAGCUGUUGCCAUUGAAAGAGCAUUAACUGCUGUACAAGGAAUACAUUUUAAUAAGUCAAAAAGUAAAUACAUUGCUAAAUAUGUUAUAGGAAUAAUGUUACUAUUAAUAAGUAUAUCUUAUAUUCAUGAUCCAAUAUCUCGUCGAUUAUUUAAUGAUGAUGAUGAACAAAGAACAUGGUGUAUUCUUGAAUAUUCAACAAGUUUAAAAAAAUAUGACAAAUUUAUAAAUGUAUUUCAUGUUUUAACACCAUUUAUAAUUAAUAUAAUAUCUGCUAUAUGUAUUACAAUUCAAGUAUUUCGAAUACGUGUAAAAACAAAGAAAAAAUCAGCAUAUAAAAAAAUUCUUUAUGCUCAAAUUCAACAAAAUAAACAUCUUCUUAUUUCACCAUGUACUUUAAUAUUAUUAUCGAUUCCUCGUUUGAUUAUUUCAUUUUUAUCUGGAUGUAUGGAAUCAAUACGUAAUCCAUGGUUAUAUUUAACUGGAUAUUAUAUUUCAUUUAUUCCACCAUUACUUAUUAUUAUAUUAUUUAUUUUACCUUCAAAAACAUACAAACAGGAAUUUAUUUCUAUUGUACAAAAAAUAAAUUUUUUCUCCAAAUAA